UUAAGACAAGUGAAUCAAGCGACCAGUUUUUUUUGAUUAUUUUCUGUUAGCGCUUUGUUUCGUGUUUGUGCGMAUGCGCGUAGAGCACACUUCUUUCCAUUUUUGCAUAGUUUGUUGAUCGAUCGCUUAUAGUGCAAAUACUUAAUAUAACGUCGCGUCGCGAUUUCUAAGCGGAUUUGUUGCGUGMAAAUGCGGAGCACGUAAUUAGAACGCGCGAUCGCGCCGCUUGCCGUGUAUCACAAUAAUUGGCAUUGACAAUAAUUGCUUGCAUGCAGGCGGACUUAUGAAUAGCAGUCUAUUCGGGGCGCGUUGCUGUGUUCGAUUGGCAAUUUAGUGCGAUUAACCGCGCGCGUGCAAUUGGGUGAAUGUGAGAUUACAAGAUUUGUGCUGGUUUUGUAGAAAUUUUACUAAAAAUAGGCGUGGCGCAUAUAAAGCGCUUAACUUGCUGUAGUCUUUUAGAAGCUUUGUGUURUGGAUCCGCAGCGCAGUUGCCACGUAAAGUGCACAUAAAAAGUGGGCGGCGUGUUAUCGUAUUAAUCGCCGCUUACUUGCUAGUAUUCAAAACGCAAAAAAAAAUAUUUAAAAAAAAUAAAAAACGUGUACUAUUAAAUAUAUUUGGAACCCGAAAUCGUGUUUGAGUUCUGUGAACUACCAAAAAAUGUCACAUGCGCUGCAGGCGUUCAAGUUGAAAACGGCCGCGCAGACAAAUUUGCCGCUACCCAAAGCGUUGGGGCGCCGCGCCCAUUUGCUUGCAACAAAAAACUGGUGGAAAUUGUGUUUUGUGUACGGUCAUGAUCCGUCGAAACUUUACCGUGAAAUCACUUACAACACAGAGUCCACAAAUGCAACAGACAAUAAAACAGAUAAUACAACAACAAUGAAUGCCAGUGGGAAUACCGCUACGGCGUGUAAUACGGAGGCUGCUGAUUCAUUGCGCGCCACGACAAUGUCACAAGUGGAAAGCGGCAGCGCAUCGCAAAGCUCAUUGAAUGACGCUGCAAAAUUAUUUCCACGCAAUAUGCCGAGCGUGAGGCGCAGUCGCAGGCGCAUAGCGGCCAAAGUAGUAGCCAGUGAUGAGACAGCGGUUAGCACAGAGUUACCAAUGAUUGCUAAGCAAACGGCAGAGAAGAAAAAAAUAGCGAAUAACGCUGUUUUGCAUCGCGUCGAUAGCAGCUGCCACAAAUCGAGCCUCUCGAGGGUCACYAAGUUGACGCCGCGGAAACUAAAGGCACCAAAUAGUGGGCAAAGGCGGCGCACGCCAUUUAGUGAGAAUWAUGUAACGAUGAUGAAUGGCAAGCGCGAGAUUAGUACACACAUCAAAGAACGUAGGAAUAAAUCCAGAGCGCACGCGCAAAACAACGACAGCGACAAGCCGCUUGCUGCUGACAACGCUAAGUAUGGCGGUCCACUCAGCGCAAAUAAGGCGCCAACACAGCAUGCAAGCAUGGCGCGUUGCCACAAACAUAGCAAGCAAGCGCUUAGCGCUGAGAAAGAGCAACAAAAAUAUGAGCAUUUAACUGCUAUGCAAGCGCAAGAAACGACGCGCCAGCAACUGCAGCARCGUGAAAUUGCACAAACGCUCAAGCAACCAGCGCACAUACACCAACAUUACGCUAAACCACUAAAAUUGUCACUACUGCCGCAUGAAAUAGCACUGUGUGACGACGGCGCGCGGCCGUCUGUCGCAAGCGCGUUGUCAUGCGCGGUCACCCAAACUGCCGAUGUUCAAUACGCGCAAAACCGCUUGGCCGCAAUCGGCGCAUUGCCAUCACCCUCCGCCGCCUCACAGACUCACUCUCAGCAAUCGAGUCUCAUUAGCUACGAUUUGAGUCGUUCCACAAGUCGUCUAAGCUGCUUUGAGUCAACACCGAAUGCGGUUAAUGCCAUAACAACAACAGCAGCAGCAACAACGGCCGAACAGUCGCUAGCAAGUCAAUCACAUACCAAUGCUGGUAAACUAAGUCACAAGCCGCAUCACCAACAUAUGGAUGACACAUUUCUGUCAUCGGGCAUCUCGUGCGGCGACGCUGAGACGCAAUCAGAAGCGAGUUGUAGUUCACCAUCGCUAAUGCAACUACAACAUGUUGCUGAUAUUGGCGCGCAUAUGGAGGACGUCGAGGAUGCUUUAAUUGAGGMAGAGGUGGCACAGCUUACGGCCAAUUUGCGGCGUGACGAAGAGGCGGCCGAGCGACGCCUGUCACGGCGCGUYGAGGCCACAGCGAAAAUGUUGCAGACCAAAAAUGCUGUCUGUUCAAGUGGGAGAGAAGCGGCGUCAGYCGUGGCAGCAAAGAAAGUCGCCGUCAUCACCAAUGCCAAAUCAAUGUCAACAACUAUGACAACAAGCGGAACAUCAACAACAACAGCAAACGCGCCAUCAGCAGUCUUACCACAAUCACUAAAUGUUGCUGAUCUACGCAAUUUGAAAGUUUGUCGCAAUCGCAAUGCGGUGUGGAUGCUUUCGUGCGCCAACAACAGCAAUAGCUGCACAGCGCCCAUACCUGAUGACGCGCAGCUAAGCGAUAUUGAGGAGCAGCUUGCGCGCUUGCCAUCCAACGAUGAAGUGGAUAUGACGAGUGGCGUGUCGUCGACGCUUGAAGAGUCAGCAAACACGGUAGCAAGUAGCACAGAAGAAAGUGCAGCAACAGCACUGUCAUCAACAACAACAACUACAAGCUCGUGUCUGCAGCAGCAGCCUACACCCAACACGUGGGAGCCUCAACCCCUUCAGCAAUCCUGCUACACGUCAUUAGCCCAUCAGCARUUGCUACUCGAAGUCACCAUGCAACAGCCGACCAACUACUACACACAAACCGAAAGCGAAUUGCUACAGCUGGAAGCAACCGGUGGACACUUACCCGAAUACGAGCAACUGCAACCUGAAACAGCAACUUCCCAAACACAAAAUGUAGCCUCAUCUCCGACUCAACAACAACAACAGUCUAUUGUACUACCAAUACCGGCACUCAACAAUUUGGAUCGUGCCACGCCCGUCUCUUCCACAGCCGCCACACCCACACCGACCACUGUCAGCAAUUUGGAGGCAUCAUCGAGCAGCACAAGUAACGGUGGUGGCAGUAGCAACAGCACGACGCCGCAACAUUUUGUAGCGCCACUACAGCGACGCUGCCAAGCGCCGCCMCCAUCAUUGCCACUGAGUUCGAUUUCAUCACCGCUGCGUGCGGCCAACUACAAGACGGCCGCCUACCAUCAGCACCAGCAUCAUCAGCARCAGCUGGAAUUUCAGCGAAACUCGCAGUCGGACGAUGAUAGCGGUUGUGCGCUGGAAGAGUAUACGUGGGUGCCGCCGGGGCUGCGUCCGGAUCAGGUUCGUUUCUACUUCUCCCAACUACCCGACGAUAAGGUGCCCUAUGUAAACAGUGCCGGCGAAAAGUAUCGCGUCAAGCAGUUACUGCAUCAAUUGCCGCCGCAAGACAAUGARGUGCGCUACUGCCACUCGCUGAGCGAUGAGGAGCGCAAGGAGCUGCGCAUAUUUUCGGCACAAAGGAAACGUGAAGCCUUGGGACGUGGCGCUGUACGUUUACUCUCCGACGAGCGGCCAUGCAAGGGGUGCGAUGAGCCAUUAUCGGCCGGUGACAUUGUGGUCUUUGCCCAACGUGUCGGCUCGCAGAUUUGCUGGCAUCCUGGUUGCUUCGUCUGUUGUGUUUGCAAGGAAUUACUUGUGGAUUUGAUUUAUUUCCAUCGUGACGGCAAUCUUUAUUGUGGCAGACAUCACGCCGAAACCCAGAAGCCKCGCUGCUCCGCCUGCGAUGAGAUAAUCUUUUCGGAUGAAUGCACCGAAGCGGAGGGUCGCACUUGGCAUAUGAAACACUUCGCCUGCUUCGAAUGCGAGCAUCAGCUGGGCGGUCAGCGUUACAUCAUGCGAGACGGCAAGCCCUAUUGCCUCAACUGUUUCGACAYCAUGUUCGCUGAAUAUUGUGACUAUUGUGGCGAAGUGAUCGGCGUCGAUCAGGGACAAAUGAGUCAUGACGGCCAGCAUUGGCAUGCCACGGAUCAGUGUUUCUCUUGCUGCACUUGUCGCUGUUCGCUCUUGGGUAGACCAUUUCUACCGCGACGUGGUACAAUUUACUGUUCGAUUGCUUGCAGCAAAGGCGAGCCGCCUACACCUUCAGACACAAGUUCGGGACCACAACUGCGUCCGACACAUCGGGCUAGCACAACAAGUCAAAUAGCGCGUUCACCGCGACCGGGUGCGCGACAUAAGGUCGGCAAUGGUGGUGGUGCAGGCGGUAGUAAUGGCAAGAGUGCUGGCAGCGCGGGAGAUUUGCUAGAACGGCAGGCGCGUCAGCGAAUGGAAGUUGGCAUUGAUCGCUUGAUGAUUGUGGGUAAGCUGGCUGCCGGUUGUGAUGCAAUUAUGCCGCCGCUGCCAGGUGUGCCCCGCCCUGCACAUCCUCCGCCUAUAGACCUCACUGAACUCGGCAUUAGUUUGGACAAUAUCUGUGCAGGCGACAAAUCGAUAUUUGGCGAUCCCAGCAACCUUACAUCUUCGCUGCCCGACAUGCUGAUGUCGAAAGGCGAGGACUCACACAGUUAUCAGAGCAUUGAUAAGAUCAAUAUUAAUUCCCCGAGCGCCUCCGAGCUUACGCAAAGCACGCAAGAGAUCACMAAUGAACUGGAGCUUGAAAAUGAUGACGAGAACUGUGAAAUGCCGCAUGAUAACUACGAAAUAUUGUUAAAUACGAAACGAUCGCGCAACAAAUCCGAUAUUGAUGAUGACGACCAUGACGACGACGAAGAUGAUGACCCGGACCACAGCGAUGCUGAUGAAAAUGCACGUCCACACUUGAAGGAGGUACGCUUCCAUAGCGUACAUGACACCAUGUCGCGUUCGAAGAGCUACACGGACAGCACGAAUGCGCGGCGGCGACGCAAGAAACGCAACCAAUCACGCAGCUCCUCGGAAAUGCAAAUUAACCAAGCCAAUCUAAGACUGCACAAUGCACAAACGAAUGCGACGGGCGUKCACAACAAUAUCGAUAACUGCGACGUGACAAGCGUCUGUUCCACCUGUUCAUCCAGCUCCUCCAGCGAUAUGGACGACUACUUGUAUCGUAUACCCGCGCGUAGACACUACGGUGGCGUGCGUGUAUCCUACGUGCCGAACGAUGCGAUCGCUUACGAGCGCAAACGAAAACAGGCGGCAAGCGAGCAACAUUUGGGUAGCGGCGGCUCCUUGAUUGGCGGCACAACAGCUUCGAUGACCGCAUCGACAAGCGGCGCUACGAGUGGCGGCGAUACGAAGAACUGCAUUAUUUCAUGACAGCCUCCGAUAUUGCCGCCGCCACCGCUUAGUCUUGGCAGCUACUAUAUAUUGGAUACGAUCUUGGAGGAACAACGUUUGGUGGUGGAUGAGAAGCCAGCUGGUUGCUUGAGGCGCGUUUGGCGUAUGCUAACCACCGGUGGAAAGGGUAAGAAAGCGCCAGUAGAAAUGCAGUGCGUGUGAAGUGGAAAUGGAACAAAAAUAUUUAUUAAGAAAAUAUUGAURAAAAAUUUUGUGUACUGUUCGGAGAAAGAGCUUGUUAAGGAAGUCAAAAAUUAAGAGGUUUUACUGAGAAAUAUUCUAAACAGAGAAUUAAAAAUAAUGUAUAAAGCAAAAUUAGUUUUAAGAUUCAGUACACCGGAAGCUCUGCUUAAUUAAGUGAAUGUUCCAGAGACUUCCGGUUGCGGCGCUCUAUUCUCAUCCAAGAAAAUUUUCUUUUUGACUGAUUGUCCCACACGAGAAUUUUGUAAUCUUGAUCAACAAUGGCAGCACAAUCAUAACGGUUGUUUGAAAUUAUAYUGCAAGAGCAUUUGUUCUGUAUAUAAAAAGCACUGAAGAACUUCCAUAUCGUAGUUGUAAAAAAAAAGUUGAAACUAAAUUAUUACAAAAAUAAAAAAAAAUAUGUAUAUCAAAAACGAAACUGAAUUAAAAGAGACACAUAUUUAACGAAACUUUGUACAAAAAUACACAUAUGAAUAUCGAUUUACACAGUUUUUUGAAUAAGCGAGUAGCAAUUAAGUGUCUGUAUUUUAUUGAUUACCCACUACAACUAUUACAAACUUGCACAAAAUGUAUAUAAUAACUAUGUAAAUAUAUAAAUAUACUCAUAUACUAAAAAUA
Messenger RNA from Bactrocera latifrons, 6118 nucleotides. It is a transcript of the gene esn, whose product is annotated as protein espinas. The transcript has 6 exons. Gene Ontology annotation, molecular function: zinc ion binding. The coding region runs from base 659 to 5278 and encodes 1539 amino acids. The record is from RefSeq and is a predicted model, not a curated record. NCBI's taxonomy places the organism in Eukaryota, Metazoa, Arthropoda, Insecta, Diptera, Tephritidae.